Molecule: messenger RNA, 1458 nt
Organism: Onychomys torridus (southern grasshopper mouse)
Lineage: Eukaryota; Metazoa; Chordata; Mammalia; Rodentia; Cricetidae
Gene: Tomm20
Product: translocase of outer mitochondrial membrane 20
Exons: 5
Coding region: 161-598 (145 amino acids)
Biological process (GO): protein targeting; tRNA import into mitochondrion; protein import into mitochondrial matrix
Cellular component (GO): mitochondrial outer membrane translocase complex; mitochondrial outer membrane
Molecular function (GO): transmembrane protein transporter activity
Source: RefSeq, a predicted model, not a curated record
GCCGCGGACGCUCCGGGGUCCUCGCGCACCGGAAGUGCUCGUGCUCGGCCUUUUCCGUCUGCACUGGAGGCGGCGAGUGGCCGGCGUGCUCCGAUCGUUCGGAGCUAACCGCUGCUUGGCGGGCCUCCGCGGCCCGGCGCACGCCCCAGCCGAGCGAAAGAUGGUGGGCCGGAACAGUGCCAUCGCCGCGGGCGUGUGCGGUGCCCUCUUCAUCGGGUACUGCAUCUACUUUGACCGCAAAAGGCGGAGUGACCCCAACUUCAAGAACAGGCUUCGAGAACGAAGAAAGAAACAGAAGCUUGCUAAGGAGAGAGCUGGGCUUUCCAAGUUACCUGACUUAAAAGAUGCUGAAGCUGUUCAGAAAUUCUUCCUUGAAGAGAUACAGCUUGGUGAAGAGUUAUUAGCACAAGGUGAAUAUGAGAAGGGUGUGGACCACCUGACAAAUGCAAUCGCUGUGUGUGGACAGCCUCAGCAGCUGCUGCAAGUGUUACAGCAAACUCUUCCACCACCAGUGUUCCAGAUGCUUCUGACCAAGCUUCCGACCAUUAGUCAGAGAAUUGUAAGUGCUCAGAGCUUGGCUGAAGAUGAUGUGGAAUGAGCCAGCUAUCAACACGAUAAAAUCUCAGUUAAAAAUGAUUUAACCAUUAGCUUGGAAGCUGAUCGGCUGUGGGGAAUAAGGGCAAAUAUGCUUGUCAUGAACUGUCCUACACUGAAGUCUACCAAAGUGAAUGUGCACUUUGAGUAGAUCCAUUGUCUGUUCUAUUUAUUUUUUUUCCAGUGAAAAGUAUUUUGAUAGAACUUUUCAUUUUAUAAAUAUACUGAGUUAACCAAAUAUCAUGGAUUUCGUUUAUUCUUAAGACAUGCAAUGCAAAUGUAAAUACAGGAGAGUAUUAGGUAAAAAUUCACAGUGAUAAAUUUUAAAACAUGGGAAGAGACUACAGAGGAUAGUUGAAUAAUGCCCAUUUUUAAAGGCUAGUACAUUUUAUUGUAAGUCAUCAAAUUGGAUAGAAACUUGUGUUUAUGAAAACUGAGCAUUAAAAUCUUGCAGAGACUGUUUCUUUCUGUUUACUUUUGGACAUGUGAAGUGUGCGGUUAGCGAUCCCAUUCCUUAUCCGUGUUUCCUAAACGCUUCAGUCUACAUCAGUGGCUUAAUGUCCUCUAGGGACUAACCCCUAGUAUUUCAAGCACCUGGCUGCAGAAAGCACCAGGAUUACACCUGGCUGAGCCUUGCCUGCUGUCUGCUCACUCUGCUCUUUACAGACUGAGAGAACCGGUCUGCUCAUCUCUUGGGUGGCUCUGUUCAGCGUGGAGUUUAAUUGGUUCUGUUGAGUGUCUGUAGGUCCAUCUCCAACUGAUGGCUGAUGAUUUCAGAACAACCAGGCAUUGCACUUGUUUAUAUUCUGAAUUUGCAUGUUUACCUGACUCAGUAUUUCUCAAUUAAACCUCUAAGUGGAAUAA